AUGCAGUUAACGAAAGCACAUCAUUUAUUUAUUAUUUUUGUUUUAUCUUAUUUAUUUUCUCAGCUCCGAUUACUGCUCAUCACAAUUAUCGCUUGUGGCUUCAUUGGCAAAAGCAAUGCCUAUUGUUCGCUUGAGAAGAUGAAGAAAUUCGCCAUGGAAGCGUGCGAGCAUCUAUUCAUGCAAGACGAGGCGAGGGAGAAGCGUUCGCUGUCCAUGCAAUAUGAUCACAAUGUAAUACAUCACAAUGAAUAUCCCAAAAUCAACGAUAAGAGUCAUUACAUCAGUCGCAGUUUAUAUCCACGUGGUGGUUAUUUGAAAGUGGGUCAAGAGCAUUUCCAAAUUCUCAGUCAAAUCGAUGUGGUGCCACGUUACAAGCCAAAGAAGCUGCAUCACGACAAGAAGGAACGCUAUAAGCGUGAACAUGCGCUCAGCUACAACAACAUACCCUAUUGUUGUUACAACAAAUGUGAAGAGGAUUUCUUUUGCUAAGCGUUUUACAAACUAUUUAGCGCGAUUUUGCGUCGUGUCACAAGCAACCGUCCAGCGGGUGGCAGACUGGCAGAUAGAAUCAGCCACCUUUAGCCAUUCCAAUUCCAGCCAAUUAAAAAUGCGGCCAAUAGUCACUUAAAAACAACACAUACAUACAUACAUAUGUACAUAUGUAAAUACUUUACUACUAAAUGUAUGUUGGAUUUUUAUACCUACUAUUAAUUUUUUACUUGUACAGUUUAAAGUUUAGUUUUAAUUCGAAUUUUAGUUAAAUAUGAUAUUCCUAUUAGCGCUGCUAAGCGGCGCACAAUGCACCAUGUGUACCUUAUUGAUUAGUAUUUAUUAUUAUUAUUAUUAUAGACAUACAUAUGUAUGUAUGUGCAUGCUUACACAC
This is a messenger RNA of Rhagoletis pomonella (apple maggot), 883 nucleotides long. RefSeq lists its product as uncharacterized. The record is from RefSeq and is a predicted model, not a curated record. The transcript is spliced from 3 exons. NCBI's taxonomy places the organism in Eukaryota, Metazoa, Arthropoda, Insecta, Diptera, Tephritidae. The coding region runs from base 1 to 489 and encodes 162 amino acids.